Molecule: messenger RNA, 1946 nt
Organism: Molossus molossus (Pallas's mastiff bat)
Lineage: Eukaryota; Metazoa; Chordata; Mammalia; Chiroptera; Molossidae
Gene: NRBP2
Product: nuclear receptor binding protein 2
Exons: 16
Coding region: 2-1798 (598 amino acids)
Biological process (GO): intracellular signal transduction; protein phosphorylation; endoplasmic reticulum to Golgi vesicle-mediated transport
Cellular component (GO): endomembrane system; cytoplasm
Molecular function (GO): ATP binding; protein serine/threonine kinase activity
Source: RefSeq, a predicted model, not a curated record
CAUGGCGGCCCCGGAGCCGGCGCCCAGGCGGGGCCGGGAGCGGGAGAGGGAGGACGAGAGCGAAGAUGAGAGCGACAUCCUGGAAGAAAGCCCGUGCGGCCGCUGGCAGAAACGGCGGGAGCAGGUGAACCAGGGGAACAUGCCGGGGGUCCAGAGCACCUUCCUGGCCAUGGACACGGAGGAGGGAGUGGAGGUGGUGUGGAACGAGCUGCACUUCAGCGACAGAAAGGCCUUCUCUGCACACGAGGAGAAGAUCCAGACCAUGUUUGAACAGCUGGUGCUGGUUGACCACCCCAACAUCGUAAAGCUGCACAAGUAUUGGCUGGAUGCCUCCGAGGCCCGCGCAAGGGUGAGCCACAGGCACAACAGGGGCGGGCGCGGCACCAGCGGGUGGGGCGGCAGUGGGCACCCGCCCAUAGUUGGUAGAGCCGGAGAGCCCGUCCACCCCACAGGUCAUCUUCAUCACAGAGUAUGUGUCCUCGGGCAGCCUCAAGCAGUUCCUCAAAAAGACCAAGAAGAACCACAAGGCCAUGAACGCCCGGGUAUGGAGAGUGAGCGGGGGCGGCGUCGAGGACAGGACAGGGUCAGGGCGCCAUCCGGGAUGGAGAUGGUGUGGGGCGCGGGGCGGCUUCGGGGGACAGGAACGGGGUUGAGCAGGGGUGGGGGAGCGGUUGCGGUGGGGACACCACAGGCCCAGCCGCCUCUCCCCGCCGGUCCGACGGAGUGCGUCCGCUGCCAGGCCUGGAAGCGCUGGUGCACGCAGAUCCUGUCCGCGCUCAGCUUUCUACACGCCUGCAGCCCCCCCAUCAUCCAUGGGAACCUGACUAGCGACACCAUCUUCAUACAGCACAACGGCCUCAUCAAGAUCGGCUCCGUGUGGCACCGCAUCUUCUCCAAUGCUCUUCCGGAUGAUCUCCGAAGCCCCAUCCACGCCGAGCGGGAGGAACUGCGGAACCUGCACUUCUUCCCCCCAGAGUAUGGCGAGGUUGCUGACCGCACCGCCGUGGACAUCUUCUCCUUUGGGAUGUGUGCGCUGGAGAUGGCUGUGCUGGAGAUCCAGGCCAAUGGAGACACCCGGGUUACAGAGGAGGCCAUCGCCCGUGCCAGGCACUCACUAAGCGACCCUAACAUGCGGGAGUUCAUCCUCUCCUGCCUAGCCCGAGACCCUGCCCACAGGCCCUCUGCCCACAACCUCCUCUUCCACCGUGUGCUCUUCGAGGUGCACUCGCUGAAGCUCCUGGCAGCUCACUGCUUCAUCCAGCACCAGUACCUCAUGCCUGAGAACGUGGUGGAAGAGAAGACCAAGUCAAUGGACCUGCACGCGGUCCUGGCAGAGAUCUCCCGGCCCCCCCGGCCCCCCGUACAGUGGCGGUACUCCGAGGUCUCCUGCAUGGAGCUGGACAAAUUCAUAGAGGACGUCAGAAACGGGAUCUACCCACUGAUGAACUUUGCUGCUGCUCGGCCCCUGGGGCUUCCCCGCGUGCUAGCCCCACCCCCAGAGGAGGCCCAGAAGGCCAAGACCCCGACGCCAGAACCCUUUGACUCGGAGACAAGAAAGGUGAUCCAGAUGCAGUGUAACCUGGAGAGAAGUGAGGACAAGGCACGCUGGCAUCUCACUCUGCUUCUGGUGCUGGAGGACCGGCUGCACCGGCAACUCACUUACGACCUGCUCCCAACCGACAGCGCCCAGGACCUCGCCGCUGAGCUCGUGCACUACGGCUUUGUCCACGAGGAUGACCGGACUAAGCUGGCUGCCUUCCUGGAGAGCACCUUCCUCAAGUACCGCGGAGCUCAGUGACCGGGCGCCUGGCGGCCCCCCUGGGGAAGCUGGGUGCCAAGGGUCUGGGAUCAGGGCUGCCUUCUGCCUGUGUGCCUCGGGGCUGAGGACCAAACGCCUGCUAGUGAGGAGCGUCCAUCUGCCUUGCACAGCUGCUGAGAGGCCCUGG